AUGUUUAAAGCAAAUUUUAAUCCAGUAAUUAAAAUUGAAACAUAAGAAUAAAAAGUAGGAAACUAUACAAUUCCAAUAUAGAGUUACUUGGAUUGAUAAUUUAAUAGAAAAAUUAUAGUAACUAAGAGUAAAAUAGUUAGAGAAUUUUAAAAAAUGGUUUUUGGAGAAUUCUAUUAAACUUUUAAAAGAGCAGAAAUGAAAUUUUUUUCCUUUUAAAUGAUUUAAGUUUAUAUGAAUAGAUGAGUAUGAAAAUCCGAUGAAAGACCUUUCGCAUACUUUUAAAUUAAAUUUGCCUAGCAUUUGAUGAACAUUAAAAAUUACAUCAAUCAAAGACGAAAUCUUUGGUUUUGAAAAAAAAAUAAAUAAUGUUGUAUUCUUAAACGAUUUCAUCAUUUUGAAGCGAUCCUUUAUUUUGUAAAUCACUGAUAUCACCAAAAAGUGAAAAAGAAAAAAUAAAUCCACAAAAAAAACAAUAUUUAGAAUACAGAGAUUAUAAAUGAAAAAUUCGAUAGUUAAGAACUGAAAACUUUUCAAAAGAUGAAAGAAACAGAUUAAAAACCUAGGGGGUAUUUAUGUUGUUA
Molecule: messenger RNA, 581 nt
Organism: Paramecium sonneborni
Lineage: Eukaryota; Ciliophora; Oligohymenophorea; Peniculida; Parameciidae
Source: the annotation of a GenBank genome assembly